Messenger RNA from Oppia nitens, 2051 nucleotides. RefSeq names its product lymphocyte cytosolic protein 2-like. Gene Ontology annotation, biological process: intracellular signal transduction; cell surface receptor protein tyrosine kinase signaling pathway. Gene Ontology annotation, molecular function: protein binding. The coding region runs from base 1 to 1923 and encodes 640 amino acids. The record is from RefSeq and is a predicted model, not a curated record. NCBI's taxonomy places the organism in Eukaryota, Metazoa, Arthropoda, Arachnida, Sarcoptiformes, Oppiidae. The transcript has 9 exons.
AUGCCAAAACUUCCUUCAAAGGACAUUGUGAUCAAGUGGUCAAAUGAUCACAUCCUUCAAUGGCUUUACAAAGAGGAUUUACACGAUUGCAUUGAAGCCUUCAAAACUAGAAAAAUAACGGGCGAUAAGUUUCUGGAUUUGAGCGAUGAUUUGGUCAUUACAUUCAGUGAACUCAAAAUUAUUAGAAGAAGACAAAUAGUCAAAUGCAUUAAUGAAUGUAAAACUCAAGCAAAUAAUGCAAAGAAAUUGGUUGAAAAUAUUAAAGAUCACAAACACAGAGCAGUCAAUCGCACAGUAGAUGAAGAAGACGACGAUGAUGUUGGCUGGGGUUCAGACUUUGAUGACGAUUCAGAUGAAAAUGACGAUUUGAACGAUCAACAGAUCAACGAUAAGUCUAAAACUUGUAUUUCUGAUAAUAAUGUAAAAGAAAUGAAUGAAGACUUGCUUUAUGAACCGGUUAGUGAUUAUAUGAGCAAUGGAUCCCUUACUGCACUUAAUUGUCAUGAACUUCGGACUACCAGUGCUUUAAAUAUUGAUUGUAAUAUCAAUACAAAACAAACCAAUGGCACUGGUAUUAGACAGUCUGUGAUUUGCAAUACAAUCAGUCAAUCUAUGCCAUCAAUUAAUACAAUUAAUGACACUAAUGAUAAUAAACCAAAAAUCAAUAGCACUGUAAACUCAUUAUCUUCAGUGCCGUCACCCAAACCCAGUCCUAGACUUCUGCCAAAACCUGCUACCAUUAAACCAGAAGUACCUAAAAAUAAGCCCCAAAUAAUUCCCAGAAAACCUGUAAAUAAUAACUUAAAGUCGACUUCAAAUAUGCCGAUAAAAAGGCCGCCAUCAGAGCCACCGCCGCCUCCACUGCCAAAGUCUCCGCCACCGAUGUCUCCCAUUAAUGUUCCAUCAGAUCUGCAAUAUAUGUUGACAAAAGAUACUAAGUAUUUAAUAACGACUUCAAAUGGAUAUCCAGACAACUAUGAAGCAGUUGUAUUGCCUUUGACUGAAGAUGAAUAUCUAUCACCCAUUCCUUUAGAUAUAACUUCCCGUAAGAGCUCGUCAUCAACUAUAUCAUCGCUCAGAGAUGAUGUUUCAUCUAUUGGUUCGUAUAAAUCACAUUCUUCUCAAAGUCAUAGCAAUGUUAUAACUGAAGAAAAUUACGAGCCAUUCAUCGAAACUAUAAAAACUAAUGAUAUUAACGACAAUGAAAUGACAAUUAAAGAUGAAAACUAUGAAAUUGUUAAUGAAAAUCAAUUUAUCAAUAAUCCGAUAUUACCUGUUAGUCAAAGACCACUAUUACCUAAAGUAAAGGAAUCGUCUAUUAUGACCAACAAAUCAAAACUAGGAAUUCCCGACGUUUUUCCUAAUCUUCUGAAUAGAAGUACAAAAGACAAAAAGUGGUCGAAAGAGUCUAAAUCUCUUGAAAAUGAUAUUAAUAUCGAAGAUAACAAUAAUAACAGCAAUUCAGUCAAUUCAUUAGGUAUAUCGAGUCGUCCUCUGCCUCCACUGCCAUCAGUUCCAUCACAAGUGGUAUCACAACCAUCGUCUCAAUUACAUUCAUUUGCUAGCAAUGAAUCUCUCCAUAACUAUGAAUGGUUUUUGACGGUCGAGAGGGAAGACGCCGAGGCUUUGUUGAUGACACAGGAGGAGGACGGGGCGUAUUUGGUUAGGGAAAGCAAGAGAGCCGGCAAAAGCAAUCCAUACACACUUACUAUCUUUCAUAACGGACGGGUAUUUCAUUUAAAUAUCCGUAAAAGACCUGACAGUCUCUAUGCUUUAGGCAAAGAAAAAUCAAGAGAAAAGACAUUCAAAACAGUGGCCGAUUUAGUCUCAUAUCACACAACAGAACCUAUUCUUUUGACAACAAGAGGUACUCCGGCAGGAAAAACGAGAUUAAUAGUAACGCCAUCGACUUCUUUGUGCUAAUUAUAACAAACAGAUUAUAAUCACUAACUGCUUAUUAUUUGUCUAAUUAAAGCUCAACGACUAGUCAAACAAUAUAAUUAUGAUUUUUGUUAUUUAUUUCUUUAUCUUUAUCUAACAUUUAUAUAUUU